AUGGGUGUCACGGACAACAUGACCUGCCUGGUAAAAGGGCCAAAGGAAGCUUACCUGGUCCUGGCAGAAAAGGGUCGUUUGAUGGUGCAGGAGUCGUCGCUGAAGUUCUUCGGCCAGUGCUUUCUCGCUGGCUGCUACAUUGGCUUCGGUGCGCAGCUGGCUGUCGCGAUCUCUGCCGCAAUGCCUGGAAUCACGGACGAGAAUCCCGGGCUGAAGAAGUUGAUUUUCGCCUACUUGUUCCCAGUGAACUUGGUGCUGAUAACCCUCACCGGUGGAGUCCUGUACACGGGCACCGCAGUUGCCACGCCUGCUGCUUUCUUUGAGAAAAAGGCCUCCCUCCUGGACGUCUUGCGUUGCUUGGCCUUGUCCUGGGUGGGUAAUCUGCUGGGAUCACUCUUCUUCGCGGGCUUCAUCUUGUGGUGCGACCUGCUUGACGAGAACACCCAACACAGCUUCCUGUCCAUUGCGGAGGGUAAGACGAGCAAAAGGUUCGAUGUGACCUUUGCGAAAGGCAUCGGCUGCAACUGGAUGGUCAGCAUGGCAGUCCUGCUGUCUGGGCAGGCUCAAGAUAUGUGUGGGAAGGUGGUAGCAAUCUACCUGCCCAUCUCAACCUUUGUCAUGUUGGGAUUCGAGCACACUCCAGCAAACUUCUAUCUACUUGGGAUGUCAGUCGAGGUUGGAGACAUAUCCUUCUGGGAGAUCCUGCUGAAGAACUUGCUCCCCGUGACCCUGGGCAACCUCGUCGCCGGUGCCAUGGUUGUGGCUGGCAGCUACUCCUUCUUCUUUGGCAACUUGGGAAGUCACGUUGGAAGUGAAGCCAAGGAGCCACUGCGCAGGUUCCAGGCGCAGCGAUCCAUGGGCAUUGAACCCGCAGAGGCCUUCAGGAGCCAGUCUUCUCAAGAUCCUGAAGAUCCGCCUCAGGAUGACCAGGUGGAUGACAAUUCCAAGCGCCAAGCCUCACGGCAGACUGCUGCUUCCACUUCUGCACCCAGCGCCAGUUCCCGCGUUUCGUUCGAUUCCCUGAGCCAGGCUGAGCGGGCACAGUGGCUGGCAGCACCAUCGGGCAGGGUCAACAGGAUCUGUCCUGCAUGA
Messenger RNA from Symbiodinium pilosum, 1092 nucleotides. NCBI's taxonomy places the organism in Eukaryota, Dinophyceae, Suessiales, Symbiodiniaceae. The record is from the annotation of a GenBank genome assembly.